AUGCAGCAGUCUAGGAGACUGGUUCUAGGCGGUGUUGAAAAUUCCCUGCCGACACCUGUAUUUGCUAGAGCAAGUAGUGUGCCAGCCAAUAAAAGGCCCUUGACGAGGCCGGCAUCGAAAAAUUCAGGUCGAUCACUGAAACAUUUUUUGAUGAAAUUUAUUGAUUCAUUUUUUAAGGCAAAGCCGGUGGUAUAUCUGACGAAGCAUUUCGACAGGCGUUUACCGAAGUUCCGCGAUGUGAUGCAAAUAUUUUCGGCACGUGAAUUGAAAGAAAAGAUAGCAUCAGCAUGCAACACCCUGGAGAAUACCAAUAAUGAUUGGGACAGACGGGUUGCGGCGCUCAAAACUUUGCGUGCUUUUUUGGUGAGCGGAAAUGUGAGUGCAUCAGAUCUCAGCGAAGAUUUACGGCAACUGGAAAAUGCGUUUGUGGUCUCGUUGAAGGACUUACGUUCGCAAGUAUGUCGGGAAGCAUGUGUCACAUUUGCGUUCUAUUGCGAGAAAUUGGAGGAUUCAAUUACAAGUAUUGUUUCAAGCGCAAUGCCAACACUUAUAAAUCUGCUCCAGAACAGUGCCAAGAUAAUGGCGACAAGUGGUCUUUUAGCACUGCAAUAUGCGGUGAAGUAUGUUCGGAACGAGAAAGUGUUAUUUCAUUUGCAAACAGCGAUUUCUCAUAAAUCUCGUGAAAUCAGACGAUCAUCAGCAUGUCUCAUUUUGAUGGCGUUAACGAUAUGGGAAGGACGCAUUGUUGAGAAGAAUAUGCCAACUUUUAUGGAUUGCGUUAAAGUAGCACUCAACGACGCAGAUCCCGAAACGAGGAGCACAGGACGUGACAUGUUUGUAAGGCUUGAUCAGAACUAUAAGCAACAGGCUGAUAUAUUAUAUCGAUCGUUGGAUCCGUCGAGGCAACGUCAACUAUCGGGUUUUGUUUCGCAGUCAUCAUCAUCACAAUCGAUCGUUUCUGAAAAAGAUUCAUUACCCAUGUCACGUCGAAGUUCAUAUGCACUGCACAAGGCCAGUCCAGCGUAUUACUCUGGAAGGUCUACCUCUGAUCUCGAUCCAAAAGCUGCGAGGCGUGCUACAAAUGCGAACAAAUGGACUGGAACGUUACAUCAAAUCAAUGGGACUCCAGUUGCAGCUUCAUUACGAAAUACGACUGCAUCGCAACGUUUGAUUACAUCCUCCCAGCGAGUCGGUGGUCCGUUAGUAAAGCGCCAGAUUGCACCCUUAUCAGCUGCACCAAACAGCGCUGUUCGAUCACAACCUGGUAGUAGAAGUAAUUCACCAAAUACACGCCAUCCAACAUCACGGAUCACUCAAAGAACAAACCUUAUAGGUACAGCUGGACGUAUGCGCAAUCAAACAGAAGAUUUCGAAGAUGUUACUUCAGCAAGCUCCGAUUCGCUCAGGUUCGAAACAGCCGAAUUAACGAAUGCAUUGGCGUGCUGUGCAUCAACAUUAAUACCGGACAAGAAGGAAGGCCUUAAAGCAUUGUAUACAAUCAUAUCAAGCGAUCGUCAGAUCAGUCAUAUUGAUCUCAAGAAGAUUGUCGAUCGGCUUAACGUGCUCAUCGGCGAAGGAUCGCAUAAGUUACUGCAAUCAUUAUGCGACGCUUUGGUGGCAUUAUCGAAACGAUAUAGUAGUGAAUUGAACGAUUGGCUGAAUCACUUAAUACCGAAACUUGUCACCAAACAAGCAAAUGAUGUUCUGCCGAGCAAUCAGGAAAAAUUCCGUAUUAUGAUUGAUGCAGUACGGCAAAACUUCAACCCUGAGAAACAGCUUUAUGCUAUCUGCAAAUUCAUUCAAGAUCCUAUUCGAAAUAAUGUCAGCUAUAAGAUCAAACAUGGACUUUUGGUGUAUCUUUACGAAUUGAUGAAAAAGAUGGAUUCGGUAUCGUUACUCAAUCAAAGCGAAGUUCGACAGUCCAUCAACAAAAUACUGCAGUGGGUUGACGACCCCAAAAACGCUGGACUUUUAACGAUAAGCGAGAAGGUGAUAUCGAAUAUGUUUCACUUGAACGCAUCCGAUUUCACGUCAAUGAUGGCGACCUUCUCACCUGAUAAGAAGGAUCGACUGUCGGACAUUAUUCGUCGCAGUGCUUUGGGCGCAUCAACUGCUAAUGGAUACAACUCCGGUGACGCGCAUGCAGAUAUUCUGGAAACAACAGCACAGAUAAACGAGUUUGUCGAUAGUCGUUCAAUAAUGCACACAUCACCAAUGCGCUCACCCGUCACUGCUGGCAACGGAUCAUUCCGCAGCUUGCCCGAGAACGGUUCAUUCCGUCGCUCAAGUAGGGAGGACCCGAAUGGAAGUUUGUCGGGAUAUAUUCUCGACCCUGAAGGAUUGGCCAAUGAUCUGGAACAACAAGAAGAAUUGAUCACUAAGAUUGGUGAAGAGUUAUCGCUACAUAAUCAAAGAAGUGCCGAGCGAAUUCGUGCAAUGGCCGUUCUGUCGCAAGUGACGAGAGACAACCUUUUUUCGUUAUGGGACAAACACUUCAAGAUGAUUCUUCUACUGCUGAUGGAAACUCUCAAGGAUGAGGACCCCGAUGUGAGAAGGAUGGCGCUGAAACUACUCAAGGAAAUUUGUCAUUCGCAAGCAUCUCGCGUCAAUUUGUAUGCCGAGAUGACGUUAAUGCGUGUGUUGGAUGCGUGCACUGACGAGUCGAAAUUGGUGGUAUCGGCAGCAGAGGAUUGUGGUAAUGUGCUGGCAACACACGUUUCAUCAGCGACAUGUCGUAAAGUGCUGCUCGCUGUCAUCAAGUCGGAUACACAAGAACAAAAGAUCCAUACAGCGCUCAAAAUGUUAACGAAGGUCAUCGAUUCGUUGAACACACCCGAGCUCGAAUUGGUACUCGAUGAGUUAGCACCGCCAAUUGUUGAUACAUACAAUUACGAAAGCAGUUCAAUCCGGAAGGAGAGUGUUGUUUGCUUGGUGGCAAUGAUCAGAAUCGUCGGUGAAGAAGUGAUGCAACCAUAUCUCGCAAAACUCAACAAAGGAAAGCAGAAGCUAAUCGACGUUUACUUGAAACGAAUGAAGGGAACGAGCAGUCCAUAUUGA
Anisakis simplex (herring worm) is the source of this 3057-nucleotide messenger RNA. The record is from the annotation of a GenBank genome assembly. NCBI's taxonomy places the organism in Eukaryota, Metazoa, Nematoda, Chromadorea, Rhabditida, Anisakidae.